AUUCCAAACGACAUCGUCUUGUUCUUGACAACGAUUAACAAUCACACCACCGCACCUGCCUCGUUAAUUCUUCGUUUGGGCGUAGCAUCGUCAUUCAUUGCAUCGGCGCCAUCCGCUCACUCUCUCCAAAAGUUUUCAACUCUCUCCGUGAAUUCUCAGCUAGGUCCAAAUCCGGUCCAGAGACAUCCCCAAUUCGUAGAUCUACAAUUUUAUCCCCUUUAUUCGUUAACGAAUUCGUUUCACCAAGUCUUAGACACAUAAGCCCUAAUUCGAACCCAUACCACGUCUACUUUUUCAUGAUUGAUUUAGCUCUGAUUUCGAGGGAUUCUGUUAUUCAAAUCACCGAUCUCGAUGUGCUGACCUGCAUACUGUUCUCAUCCAGGAUCAAUCAGUUCAUAGACUUAGGGUUUUUAAUUUAUUAGAAAGGGGAUCAAAAGAUUGGCGCCGGUAAUUGAUGGUCCUCGUCGCGCAGUACGGAGAAGAAGGAUUAUAUUUUACGAAAAGCGACGCCGUUGAUGAUUAUGAUGGAAGAAGGCUGUUAUGUAUGGGCGGUGGGAAGGUGAGCUGUGGUUCAACCGGCGGCACAUGUGGUCGGUCCCCUCUCCCUCCACGCCGUCUCUAGUCGCUCCCAUUAAGUCCUCCGUAUUCAUUGACUCUAACUCUUUCUCCAAAGAUGGACGCAAGAUUCAUGUUGGUGGCUGUGCACUGUUCAAACCACCCCAUGAUUCCCCUCCAUUUGUUGGUGCCUCUCUUGAAGCAGCACCAAACGAGGUCUUUUACUCCUUUCACCAAGAUAAAAUACCUGCUGCAUCACUACUUCAUCCGUGUAAAGUCGCAUUCCUUCGUAAAGGUGUUGAACUUCCUUCAAGGGUAUCAUCAUUUGUGUGCAGACGAGUUUAUGAUGUUGAGACUAAGCGUUUAUGGUGGCUAACUGAUCAAGAUUAUCUUAAUUCUUUUCUGACGCAGGAACGACAAGAAGUAGUAGACCAGCUUUUAGAUAAGACAAGAGUAGAAAUGUAUGGAGGCCAUUCCCCAAAACCUUUAAAUGGUCCUGGUCCUGGUCCUGGUCCUGGUCCAAAUGGGACACCACAGGUAAAGGAUAAAGGAGGGUUGGUGGAUUUUGAAGGUGUUGAGAAAAUAAUACAGCUGAUGCAGCCUGAGAGUGGUGACAAGAAAGUUGACCUGGCUUCCAGAAUUAUGCUUGUUAAUGUCAUAUCAGCUACUGACAGUUUUGAUUGCCUUAGUCGGUUUGUUCAGCUUAGGGGUUUGCUUAUUUUAGAUGAAUGGCUUCAAGAGUUCCACAAGGGGAAGAUUAGUGAUGGUAGUCCUAAAGAGGGUGAUUUAUCUGUGGAGGAGUUUCUUUUUGCUUUGCUUCGUGCACUUGACAGGUUACCUGUGAAUAUUCAUGCUUUGCAGACUUGUAAUGUCGGUAAGUCUGUUAAUCACUUACGUAGCCAUAAAAACCCUGAGAUUUUGAAGAAAGCUAAGUGUUUAGUUGACACGUGGAAGAAAAGUGUUGAAGCUGAAAUGAAUAUGAUUGAAAGAAAACGAGUCGAGCAAAUGAAUAUCAUUGAAACAAGAUCUGGUACAAGACGUGCAGGUUCGGGUUCCUGGUCAAACAAGCAAAUGAUGCCUGAAGUGUCCCCUCAUAUGGUCAAACAAGUCAAGAUUUCUUCUUCACAACCUUCUGUAGUGAAAGCUCAGGGUAAGCAUAGUUCCGGUGAAGCUAUCGUCAAGUCGCCGGAAUCUCCUAGCCCUACAAAACUUCCGGGACCAGUGCCACCUGGCAUUGCUCCUUCAGAUGUCACAGUUAAACAGGAAAAGAGUAGCAGUUCUAGCCCUUCUGCUUCUGGUAAGGGGUCACCAUUUAGAGCCACACCUGAAAGGGCAACUGAAGAAAACAUACACAACAGCCAGAGACUUAUUGUCCGGCUGCCGAACACGGGAAGAAGCCCUGCACACACAGCCAGUGGUGGAUCUGUUGAAGAUCAUCUUGAUGGGAGUGGGAGGCCAAAGGGAAAAGGGGACACACCACCAGACAACAAUGUGGUAGCUAUGGAUAUGGAUUUAUGUAAAGGGAAAGAAGGAUUGGUUGGCUGUGAUGCUGACGAUGGUGAUGCCGAGGCAUCCAAAGGUGCUGACUCAACAUCAGGUGGGAGUGGGACACUAAAAUCAGGGAAGUCACAUGAAGCGUCUUACAGCUCUAUAAAUGCAUUGGUUGAAAGCUGUGCGAAGUUUUCUGAAGUUAACACGUCUUUGCCAGCUGGCAAUGAUGUUGGAAUGAAUCUUCUUGCCAGUGUGGCUGCUGGUGAGAUGUCUAGGUCUGACGUGGCAACAUCAUCAUGUUCCCCUGAAAACAAACAACCUUUACCUGAAGACACUUGCUCUGAAGAUAAUGGCAAUCCCAGACAAUCAAUUGAAGAUGGUUCCCAAGUUGAAGAUAAUGUUAAAGUCAGCAAUGGUCAUGAGCAUGCCAGGUUGGCGGAAAACAGUAAUGCUGUACCUAUGGCACCUGAGGUAGGGCCUGCUCCAUCAGCAGCAGAUGCAACAGGUAUAAGUGGAAAGGUCGAGACACAUGUCAAUAAUGAACCUUCUUCCAGGUCAUCAUCAGAUAAGCAUGAGAAUGAAAAGAAAUCAUCGCAGAAAGAGCAUGAUGACGUGGAUUCUGAAUUGCUGAAACCAUCUUGUGGCCAUGUUAGUUUAGAGCAGUUUGAGGAGAAAGAAAAUACGGAUCCUGAUUCUUCUGUCCUGCUGCAGAGCAGUGAAAAUGUAGAUAAAAAGGAGGCCCAAGAGGGAGAUGGGUCGGGCCCAUCUGUCUCCACAUCAGCGCCUCCUGUGUCAGAAAAGACAGUGAAGCUGGAUUUUGACUUGAAUGAAGUUGUUCCUAGUGAUGAUAUGGAAAGGCAUAGCUCAUUACAUUCUGCAAGUUCUGUUGUGGGGGGAAACCGGGCUGCUUCGGUUACUGUAGCAGCAGCUGCUAAAGGACCUUUUUUAUCAUCUGAGAAUCUGUUAAAAGGCAAGGCUGAGCUUGGGUGGAAGGGAUCUGCUGCCACCAGUGCAUUUCGUCCAGCUGAGCCUCGAAAGGCCCGUGAGUUUUUGGACUUUGACCUCAAUGUUGGUGUUGCUGAUGAUGUCAUUGUCAACAACCAAAACCAAAACAAUCCACCAUCGUCAAAAUACAUGGAUUCCAGGAACAAAGGAGGGCUCGAUCUCGAUUUAAAUGCAUGUGAAGAAACUCCCGAUGUGGGCCCGUUAAUGGUUAGCUUUAGCAGACCACAAAUCCCUCCAAGGUCUCUUCUUUCUUCCGGGUUUGAUCUCAACAACGGGCCUGGAAUUGAAGAAAUUGGCAGUGAAUCAAUACCACAUUCCAGAAACGGUAUUCAGUUUUUGCCUAAUGUUCCUAGUGUCAAAAUGGGGAACAUAGACGUGGGAAACUUCCAUUCCUGGUUUCCACCAAGUAGUACAUACCCAGCAAUUCCGAUUCCAGCACAGAGUUAUUCCAUGCCAGUGCCACAAAGAAUGUUAACUCCUAUGGCUUCUGCUUCUGCUUCUGGCACUCCGUUUAAUCCUGAAUUAUUUAGAGGGCCUGUGUUAUCAUCUUCUCCUGCAGUUGCUUUUUCAUCCGCAGCACCAUUCCAAUUCCCAGGUUUCCCAUUUGAAACUAAUUUCUCUAUGCCUUCAAAUACAGUGUCACCAGCGUUUGUGGGGUCAUCCGCUGGGCCUGGGCCUGGGCCAAUUUGUUUCCCAACAAUACCCUCGCAACUGGUGGGCCCACUUUCAUCUUCAAAUUACAGGCCUUAUGUUAUGGGUCUACCUGGCGGAUCGAGUAACGAUAACAAAAAAUGGGGAACCCAUGGUCUGGAUUUGAACUCGGGUCCCGGAGGUCCGGAUGAGACAUUGCCUUCAGGAUUGAGACAGCUUCCUCUUGGUGAUGAACAGUUGAAGAUGUUUCAGCAGAUGGCGGCCAGUGGCGGCGGCGGUGGUGGAGUAUUUAAGAGGAAAGAGCCUGUUGAUGGCUGGGAUGGCGAUAGUAGGAUUAACAGCUAUAAACAUCCAUCAUGGCAGUAG
This is a messenger RNA of Lactuca saligna, 4068 nucleotides long. The record is from the annotation of a GenBank genome assembly. Lineage: Eukaryota; Viridiplantae; Streptophyta; Magnoliopsida; Asterales; Asteraceae.